Molecule: messenger RNA, 1444 nt
Organism: Scheffersomyces coipomensis
Lineage: Eukaryota; Fungi; Ascomycota; Pichiomycetes; Serinales; Debaryomycetaceae
Exons: 1
Coding region: 247-1281 (344 amino acids)
Source: RefSeq, a predicted model, not a curated record
CCAAAAAAUAUAGCGCUUUUAAGAAGACAGCCAGGGCUAGACCGAUAAGGAAAGGACCAAAAUUAAGCUCUGUGUGAGAUAUAAUUACAAUUGCCACUUUGUUCUUUUAUACUCCUCAAGUUUUUGAAGUUUAGGAAGGAAUCUAUUAUUACUUGAUACAUGGUAUCUAGAAGAUAGUGUUGUACACGGCUAGAAAGAAAAGAAAAUAGUAUACCACACGAAAGAGAUAGAAUAAGUUAAUCAAUCAUGGUAUUGACUCGUCCUGCCACUCAUGCCGGUUCAUGGUAUUCUAGUAAUCCUACCAAAUUAUCACUUCAAUUAGAUGGUUUCUUCCAAAGAGCUAAAAAAGUAGAACAAUCCUUAUCUGAUGAAAAAGUUAAAGAUCCUAUAAAAGGUGCAAGAGUCCUUUUAGGACCUCAUGCUGGGUUUGCUUAUUCUGGGGAAAGAUUAGCAGAAACAUUUAAUGUAUGGGAUACUUCAAAAGUUAAACGUGUUUUUAUGUUGGGUCCAUCUCAUCAUGUUUAUUUUAAGAACUCAGUUCUUGUAUCUCAAUUUGAUGAAUAUGAAACUCCAUUUGGUAACAUCCCAGUCGAUAGAGAAACGAUAGAUCAUCUCUUAACUUUAAAAUCUUCAGUUAAAUCAAGAGGUGCAGUCUUUAAACCAAUGGGGGUAGAUGUCGAUGAAGAAGAACAUUCUUUUGAAAUGCAUGCUCCCUUUAUUUAUCACGCUACUAAGAAUUUAAUCCAAGGUAUUCCAAGUCUAAUUCCAAUUCUUAUAAGUGGAAUGGAUGAGAAAUUAGGUGAAGAUUUGGCUCACGCAUUACUUCCAUAUCUUAUGAAUGAAGAGAAUCAUUUCAUUAUAAGUUCUGACUUUUGUCAUUGGGGUCAAAGGUUUGGUUAUGCUAAAUAUAUAGCUGAUAAAGAUAGCACAACCAUUACUGAUUUAGGGGAUCAAUUAAUUAACUUGGGAAGUUUCCAAAGGCUUAAAUCUUCCGAUCUUUCCAUCCAUGAAUCUAUAGAAUAUCUAGAUAAGUUUGCUAUGGAAGUUGCUAGCCAAGGUAAAUCUCAAGAGUGGAAAAACUAUAUUACUGUUACUGGGAAUACCAUUUGUGGACAAAAGCCAAUUGGAGUGGUACUAAGAUUAUUAGAGUUAUACAGGGAGCAGCAACAAUCCACCAAUGAUUCUGUCAAGUUUAAAUGGAUUGGCUAUUCUCAAAGCAAUCCUGUUUAUAAACCUCAUGAGAGUAGUGUCUCCUAUGCAUCUGGUUACGUUGUGUUAUAAACCCAUAAUGAAAUAAACCCAUAAUGAAUGUUUUUUUAUGAUAACGAUUAAAUGAAUUACUGAAUGAAAUAUCUUUUAUUUAUGACUACGAUUUCAAUAUAGACUCAAGUAUAUAUGUAGCAGAAUAUUAAAGCUUAUCUUACAAUACAUUUUGUUUUUACUG